CUUCCACACGUGGUCGUGAAAUUGUGAAUUGGUCUUGACUAAAAAUAUAUAUUAAUUAACAAUAAAAGAUACUAUAAAUUAAAAAUAUAAUAAUUAAUUUUAAAAAGACAAAAUGAAAACUAAAAAUACAAAAAGAUCAACAACAAAUAAAAAAAUGGAUAAGGAUUUGAGCAAUAUGACUCCUGAUGAAUUUUUGGAUCAAAGUUUUGAAAGUAGUGAUGAUGAAGAGAAUGAUCCAAAGUCUGGAAAUGAAUCAGAUGACAGUGGUGAUAACUUACCAAGUGCAAAAAGGCACAAGCAAGAUAUAAAAAAUUUGGCUAAAAAUCAUCCAGAUUUAUAUCAAAUAAUUAGAAAAGAAGAAGAAGAUCUUCUUGAUUUUGACAUUUCAGGUGAUGAGAAUAUGUCUGAUGACGAUGAUGAAGUUUCAAAUAUUCAUAUUCCCAACACAAAUCUUGAGAUUGCUAGUGACGAGAGUGAUUUUGAGCCAGAAGAUAAUGAUGAUGAUGAAGAUCACGCUCCUAAAACUGGACGAACAAAAGUAACUUUAAAGUUAUUAAAACAAUGGAAAGAACAACUUGCCACAGACAAAACAUCAGAAACUAUGAAAAAUGUUGUUGAAGCAUUCAAUGCUGCUAUGGUGACAAUAUCAGAUCCAGAUAAUAGUAAACAUUGUUUCUUCAAAGUUGAAGGAAGCUUAGUAUUCAAUGGAGUUGUAGAGUUGUGUAUUUUCCAUUUACCAGCAGCAUUUAAAAAUUUUUUAAACAUUCAUGAUGGAAGAUUUGAGGCACACAAGUCAAAAAAAUUUGCCAAAAUAAAAGGUGUCAUUAAAUCUUAUCUUGCUGAUUUGAUAAAAAUUCUACAUAGUGUAUCAUCGCCUGAUAUUUUGAUAGUGUUACUCAAGCAUCUUCAUCAGAUGGUACCAUAUGUUCAAUCAUUCUCUUCACUCAACAAGCCACUGUUAAGAAUUCUCCUUAAAUUCUGGUCAAGUGGUGAAGAAAAUGUUCGUGUUGUAUCAUUUUUAAGCAUCAUUAAAUUGGCAACAAGUCGCCAAGAAUCAAUUCUUGAAACUUUAUUCAAGACAAUGUACAUUAAAUACGUUGAAAAUUCAAAAUUCGUAUCACCAACUACACUGCCAGGCAUAAAUUUCAUGAGACAUUCACUAGCUGAAAUUUAUCAUCUUGAUAAUAAUCUUGCAUACAAUCAUGCAUUUUUAUAUAUUCGUCAGCUGGCAAUUCAUUUGAGAAAUGCAAUGACAUUGAAGAAAAAAGAAAAUUUUCUAUCUGUUUACAAUUGGCAAUUUAUAAAUUCAGUACGUUUUUGGUCAGAAUUGGUAAUGCAAUCAAAAAAAGACUCAAUGUUACACACGUUGCUUUAUCCACUUGUUCAAAUAAUCACAGCAACAAUACAAUUAGUUCCAACAGCACAAUAUUAUCCUCUUCGUUUACAUUGUAUUCAAAUGUUGAUUAAUAUAUCAAAAGAAACUGAGACAUUUAUUCCAGUUUUACCAUAUUUGCUGGAAAUAUUAGAAAAUUAUGAUUUCAACAAAAAACGCACUAAAAAAAACACUGCAACCUCGACGGAAACUGUGUCAUUUAUUUGUCUAUUGAAAAUGUCAAAAACACAAUUGCAACAAAAAGGUUUCAAGGAUGAAGUUAUUGAUAAAAUAUAUCAAUUAAUUCUGGAAAGUGCAUCAAAAGAUAGUAGCUUCAUUUAUUUUCCAGAUAUAUAUAUUCCUUGUGUUAUGGAAUUGAAGGCAUUUUUAAAAAAAUGUAAAGUUGCAAAUUUUUGUAGAAAAAUAAAACAACUUCUUGAAAAAAUUCAAGAAAAUCGUCAAUUUAUUGAAACUGAAAGAAAUAAAAUAAUCAUUGAUUUAAGUGACAUGAAAGCAAUAUCUCAAUGGGAAAAAAGCAUUCAAAAUCAAGGAACACCAAUAACAACUUUCUAUGAUUCAUGGUUUAAAAUUCACCAGCUUCACAAAUUAAAAUUGUUAACUCAAAAUGAUGCUGAGGGUGAUUACAAAUGUCUUGGCAAAAAAAGACCAAGAAAUAAAAAUAACGUUGAUCAUGAUAGUGAUCUUGAUAUGCCAGUUGAAGAAAUGGAUAAAUUAUUGAAAAAACAAGAACAAAGAAAAAAUAAAAAAUCAAAGAAACAAAAGAUUCAACGUGAUGCUGAUGAAGAAGAAUUACCAAGAGAAAAUAAUGAUCUUGUUAAAAAUGCAAGCAUCAAAGAUUGGGAUUAAAUUUAUUAUUCAAAAUACUUCAUGUACUGAUCAAGAUCAAAUGUAUUGUUGCAUAUAAAAAAAUAAAAUCAAUUGUUUUACAAUAA
Molecule: messenger RNA, 2325 nt
Organism: Aphidius gifuensis
Lineage: Eukaryota; Metazoa; Arthropoda; Insecta; Hymenoptera; Braconidae
Gene: Noc2
Product: nucleolar complex protein 2 homolog
Exons: 3
Coding region: 113-2239 (708 amino acids)
Biological process (GO): ribosomal large subunit biogenesis; negative regulation of transcription by RNA polymerase II
Cellular component (GO): Noc1p-Noc2p complex; nucleolus; nucleoplasm
Molecular function (GO): histone binding; transcription corepressor activity
Source: RefSeq, a predicted model, not a curated record